GCCAGCAUGACUGUUGGUGCUUUUUCGGAAUGGCGCAAGCUUCCAGUGAGCCUUAGUGAGCUGUGCAUUAACACGACGCUUCGGUGUGGUCAAUCGUUCCGAUGGCACAAUGUCCCCGAUAGCGAUGAAUGGCGAUGCGUGCUUCACGGGAAACUCCUCUCCCUGAAACAAGACCCUACCUAUCUCUAUUACAGAACCUACCGAUCCCCGAAAUCAGACAGCAUCGAUAACGACGACACAACAACUCUCAACCUAAUCAAACACUACUUCAACCUCACCGCGAACCUAACAGACUUCUACGCGCAAUGGUCCUCGCAAGACCCGAAUUUCAAGAAGAAAGCUCCCCAAUUCACCGGGAUCCGUAUCCUCCGCCAAGACGCCUGGGAAGCACUUAUCUCCUUCAUCUGCAGCAGCAAUAACAAUAUAUCGCGCAUUUCGCAAAUGGUCGAGAAGCUUUGCAUACAUUAUGGGCCAUUUAUCGGGACGGUCGAUGACCGCGCAUACCAUGACUUCCCAACUCCCGAUGCAUUGACUGGUACGGAGGUUGAGGGUCGUUUGCGCGGGUUGGGAUUCGGGUAUCGCGCUAAGUAUAUUUACCAGACGGCGCUUAUUGUCGCGAAAGAGCGGGAGAAGGGCUGGUUGGAUGGGCUAUGUAAUCCGGAGUCACCAGCCUUUGGAGCCGAGCCUGGAUUCGGAGGGGAGAUGAAACCGGAAGGAAGAGAUGGCUAUCGAGAGGCGCAUGAGAAGCUAUUAGAGCUGCAAGGCGUCGGGCCAAAGGUCGCAGAUUGUGUCUCCCUAAUGGGGCUAGGGUGGGGAGAAUCCGUCCCCGUGGAUACACAUGUCUGGCAAAUCGCCCAACGAGACUACAAAUUCGGCAAAGGCGCACACAAAACCCUCAACAAAGCAACCUACGAUGCCGUCGGGAGCCACUUCCGCAAACUCUGGGGCAAAGAAGCCGGUUGGGCGCAUAGCGUCCUGUUCACGGCUGAUCUCAGGACAUUCUCCGAUCGACUUGCCUCGUCAAAGAAAUCUAAGGUGGAGGUCGACGUCAAAGUGAAAGAAGAGAAGAACGACGACGUGGAAGUUGAGACCAAGGUUAUGACUGCUGUUGCGGUUAAGAGGUCUGCUAGCGAGGAUGGCGAUGAGAACAAGGUCAAGGUCGAAGAUGAUGAGACAAAGACAAAGGAGGAGCCGAAUGGCAUCGUCAAUGCUUCGCAAACGACAACAACGAGGAGGAUGUCGAAGCGGCUUCGGAACCGCUGAUCUGAUGCUUAUUGGGUAGUAUUCAUGUACAGUAUACCCAUUCAUCUAUUCGCAUUUAGACUACAAUACUACGGGAAGUCAGGCACUUGGAUUACCAUGUUUCUCCUAUUCUGUAUAUACUCGAGCUACCACACAUCUCAACUGGAAUUAACCAACCAGACACCC
This is a messenger RNA of Aspergillus glaucus CBS 516.65, 1428 nucleotides long. Its product is annotated as 8-oxoguanine glycosylase OGG1. Gene Ontology annotation, biological process: base-excision repair, AP site formation; nucleotide-excision repair; base-excision repair. The transcript has 3 exons. Gene Ontology annotation, cellular component: nucleus. Gene Ontology annotation, molecular function: damaged DNA binding; 8-oxo-7,8-dihydroguanine DNA N-glycosylase activity. Bases 7 to 1263 code for a protein of 418 amino acids. The record is from RefSeq and is a predicted model, not a curated record. NCBI's taxonomy places the organism in Eukaryota, Fungi, Ascomycota, Eurotiomycetes, Eurotiales, Aspergillaceae.